This is a messenger RNA of Columba livia (rock pigeon), 2908 nucleotides long. It is a transcript of the gene IFFO2, whose product is annotated as intermediate filament family orphan 2. The transcript is spliced from 9 exons. The record is from RefSeq and is a predicted model, not a curated record. Bases 165 to 1679 code for a protein of 504 amino acids. Lineage: Eukaryota; Metazoa; Chordata; Aves; Columbiformes; Columbidae.
CCCCUUUCUCCCCUCAGCUCCCCUCAGCGCGCGCCCCGGCGGCCGUUAGCGGCUCGCGCGGUGCCCAACGGCCACUCCGCCUCAGCCGCGGCGACCGUUAAACCGCCGCUUCCGGCCACCCUCACCCCUCACUUCACCUCAGGGGCUGAGGCGGCCGCCGGGCGAUGAACUCGCUGCUCUUCGGGGAGAUGGCCCGGGCCUUCUCCCCCGGCGCCGCGGCCGCGUCCUGCCCGCUGGGCCCCGGCGGUGGCGGCGGCCCCGGCAGCCCGGUAGCGGCGGCGGGGGGCCCGCCGGUAACGGCGGCGCUCCGUAACGACCUGGGCUCCAACAUCCACCUGCUGAAGGGGCUGAACGUGCGGUUCCGCUGCUUCCUGGCCAAGGUCCACGAGCUGGAGCGGCGCAACCGGCUGCUGGAGAAGCAGCUGGCGGCCCAGCAGAGCGAACGCGACCGCCGCCUGCGCUACAAGACCUUCUCCCGGGACCAGGCCGUGCAGACGGACGGCGGGAUCCACACCCCGCUGCUGCUGCAGCCGCCGGGCCCCGGCCACGGCUCGGCCGCCGCUCCCCUGGCCUCGCCGCCCCACUACAGCCGCUUACCGGGCACCAUCUGGAGCUACACCCAGGUGCGACGCACCGGAGGCGGCGGCUUGGAGACGGUGCAGGGGCCCGGGGUCUCCUGGAUCCAUCCGGACGGCGUCGGGGUGCAGAUCGACACCAUCACCCCCGAGAUCCGCGCCCUCUACAACGUGUUGGCCAAAGUCAAGCGGGAGCGGGAUGAGUACAAGAGAAAAUGGGAAGAGGAACUGACGAGAAGAAUGAGUCUGGAAUCUAUGGUAGAAACCUUGCGAGAGGAGGCGCAGGAAGCGGAAGCUCUCCAGGAGGAGUUAAAUGAAAAGAUUGAGAGGCUGAAAGCAGAACUUGUGGUCUUUAAGGGUCUGAUGAGUGAUCCCAUGACAGACCUGGACACAAAGAUUCAAGAAAAGGCCAUGAAGGUGGACAUGGACAUCUGUCGGCGAAUCGAUAUCACAGCCAAGCUGUGCGAUGUCGCGCAGCAGCGCAACUCGGAAGACGUUUCCAAGAUAUUCCAGGUGGCUUCCAAGAAGAAAGACCGCAAGCUCACGUCUGACGACGACCUCUCUGAGCAGGAUGGAGACAACGGCAGGUUCUCUGACGAUGAGGUCAGCUGCUCCUUGAACAUCACGGAUGAAAUGAAGCGGAUGUUUAAUCAGCUUCGUGAGACAUUCGAUUUUGAUGAUGACUGCGAUAGUUUAACAUGGGAGGAGAAUGAGGAAACGUUGCUUCUUUGGGAAGACUUCACAAACUGCAAUCCUUCAAUUGACCUCCAAGGAGAGGAAGAAAACCUGGGAAACUUGAUCCAUGAAACAGAGUCUUUCUUUAAAACGAGAGACAAGGAAUACCAAGAAACAAUAGGGCAGAUAGAGCUGGAAUUGGCCACAGCCAAGAGUGACAUGAAUCGCCACCUUCAUGAAUAUAUGGAAAUGUGUAGUAUGAAAAGGGGCCUGGAUGUACAAAUGGAAACCUGUCGUAGGCUUAUCAAAGGCUCGGCUGACAGAAAUUCUCCAUCUCCCAGCUCUGUAGCCAGCAGCGACUCAGGAAACACAGAUGAAAUUCAGGAUGAGUUGGACAGAGAGACGGAUGUGGAGCCCAUGGUCAGCUGAUACGUAGUUGGGCCGUUCCAGUGAAAGGGAAGAUACAAGAAAAGAUUUAAAAAGCUAUACACUGACGUGGGAAUAAAAAAAAGACUUGUAAGCCCUUGCACGGGGUUUCUAAGGACUCAUUCCUACACGCAUCCUCACCCCACCCAAGGAUUGGUGCUGUACAUUUCUAUUGUUAUACAAAUCAUAAAUGCAGAGUCCUGUAAGAAAACAUGGUGUUUUAAUUGUGCCUUUGCCCCAAGCUGAGCCACUUGGAGCUCCAGUGGAAUAUUAAUAGCAGAUGUUUUUAUAAAAAAUCUUAUUUAUAAAAAAAUCUGGUGGCAGCAGAGGAUGAUGCUGCAAAGGCUCUGGGUAUUUCAAUAAGCUUAUGGUUUUAUUGAACUGCUGCACUGAUUGGCAAAAGGAACGCUGGCAAAAUGAGACACGAAGCCAAGACUAUUAUGGUACAAUUACCAAUGUCUGGCAGAACAAAAGAAUGCCUCCAAAUUGAACUGUAAACAUUUAAAAAUAAUAGUGGGUUUAGAAGAGAGCUUUUAGGAUUAAGCAGUUAUACAAUAUUAAAAGGAAUGUCUUCACUCCAGCUUUUGGGGGGAAGGAGUCUUUGGGAUUUGUAGGAGCUCUCUACUAGACUCCAGAAUCUGAAGCAGCGAAUCUCAGCUCGGUGGCAAAGCGGGGGGACAAAGGAGGGUUCUGUGGGGUGGGACUAUCACUGAUAAACUACUAUGCAAAAAAAAACCAACAAAAACUACAAAAAAAGCUCGCCUUAUUUAUAUGGAAUGUUUGGUCCCUGCUGGGCUACAGUUAUCUCUUGGGGAAAGGAAAGCUAAAAACACAUUUGCACAUGUUAUUAUCUGUAGAGCUUCUUUUGAGGAGGAAUGUCAUAUUACAAUGCCUUUGUUCCCGGUGAUUGGAUUACGAGGGGAAUCAGCCCUUCAGUUCCCAUGUUGGUUUGUAUUUUUUUUCAGGAUUUUUUUUCUUUUGAAACCAUAGCGUUUGCAGAUUUACUUUGCUGACAGGGAGAUAACUCCAUUUUAUGCUGCUUUCAUGAUGUUUAGAGUGGGGUAGUUGAAGCAUCGGGAUAAACUGACAUGCGGUGGUUUAGAUGGAGGCUUGAGACGUGACAUUGGGAGGGUUCCCAGACCACUGUUCUUCAGAAAAGCUGAACAUCGGAAAAUACCGUAAUCCCUUUUAGGGCGUAGUAACAUGAAUCCCCAAUUACUGCUGCCCUAGAA